CCACCUUGUCUACACUUUGCGGCUCUCGCAUAUUAGUACCCUUUGACACUCGUUUUGUUGCGCUCCGAAUGCUUCCUUUCAACCUCAGCUUGCCUGCAGCCUCUCGUUUCCUGUCCUACACACCGCCAUUCGCAACACGAGUCCCCCUGCCUGAUUCACCCGCCCAUUGACCUGUGCGAUUUAUGCCUGCAGGAUCACCUGCCUUCUCACUCUCGCACUUUCUCAACGAAGAACCAGCUGGGAUUAGAGCACGCGGACGCAUGGUUAGGCUCGAGCCAACACCCAGACUUGUCCAGAGCUUGCGUUCAUAGUGUCGGACGCGCAAGAUUUGACCACAUACAAGAAUAUCCAAUGCGUUACCGUCGAUAAAGUUUUUGUCCAGAGGAGUGUUGGUAACGGCUGAUGAAGCGCAUGGCCGUACAACGACAAUGGCUCAACUGCAUUUUUGUUGGCCUACUGAUGCUUGUCUCUGCAUCUCUAUCGCAGUAUCCCUUGCCGAUUGCCAAUGAGUCUUUGAGAGUAAUAUCUUCUCCGCUCAAUUCAGACAUCACGAUCAGUUUCAAAAACCCCUCGGUUGGGACAUGCACAACAGUUUUUGCGACUCAGAAGCAGUUUACCGGUUACGUGACUUUGCCACCGAACGUGCUGGAUCCUAGCCAGGGGAAUUAUACGAUCAAUACUUUUUUCUGGUUCGUAGAAGCAAGACAGCUACCGGAGACGGCUCCUUUGACCAUCUACAUCAAUGGCGGUCCGGGUUCAAGCAGCAUGGUGGGCCUUUUUCAGGAAGUAGGUCCUUGUCAAGUCAUCGAGAUUGCAGAAGGAGAAUUGGGAACUAUUGCUCGCGACUGGGGCUGGGAUCGUGGUAGCAAUAUUCUCUUCAUUGACCAGCCUGUCCAAGUUGGGUUUUCCUAUGACACCUUAACGAAUGUGUCUCUCAACUUACUCAACGAGCUGAUUGUCAACCCAUCCACAUCCGUACCUGUCACCCAGCCUGACUACACCUUUCUCAAUGGCACAUUUGGAUCUGGAGUUCCCUCAUUUACUGCAAAUACAUCACAGAUCGCUGCUCAAUCACUUUGGCACUUUCUCCAAACAUUUUUGACCUCAUUCCCUGGGUACAACACAGCACUUCGCUCUGACAACAACCGGUCAUCGGCAGAGAUACAUCUGUUCACGGAGUCGUUCGGGGGCAGGUAUGGGCCUGCCAUCGGAGAUUUUCUCCAGUCUCAAAAUGCCCGCCGAGCGACCGAUGUCGACUUUGCGAACGGCACCAUCGACAUCAGCCUUGUCUCGCUUGGUAUCAUCAACGGCUGGAUCGACUUACUUGUCCAGACUCCUUUCCAUCCGAAAUUCGCUUAUGAAAACAGUUAUGGCAUAGAAGCGAUUACCCAACUUGAAGAGCUUAACGCUUUGAGCGCUUACGGCAAUGCUGAUGGGUGCCAGCAGCGGACAGCAAAUUGCAGAGCACAGGAGGCUGCCCUCGACCCGCUCAGCUAUGGCAAUGUUGACGUUGUCAACGACGCAUGUUCAGAAGCGCAAUUGUAUUGUCAAACAUACGUGGUCGGCGCUUACACCAUGUCGAAUCGCUCCAUUUAUGACAUUACCCAAGACCGCCUCAUGCCAUUUCCUGAUUCCUACUACCUCGAGUAUCUGAAUCAGCUCUCCGUGCAACAAGCCAUUGGUGUCCCAGUCAAUUACACGCAAGAUUCGAUGGCGGUAUUUACCGCAUUCAACGCGACGGGCGACUAUGCGCGCAACGGCAUGAUCCAGGACCUUGUCAAUCUUCUCCACUCCGGUGUCAGGGUUGCACUUAUCUAUGGCGACAGUGACUACAUCUGCAAUUGGUUGGGGGGUGAGGCUGCCUCCUUCGCUAUUGCAGGCGCCGCCGGACCAGCCUACCAGCCCUGGUAUGCAGCUGGCUAUGCUCCUAUCGUAGCGAACAGCUCCUAUGUUGGCGGUGUAGUUCGACAAUAUGGGAACCUGAGUUUCAGUCGGAUCUACGAUGCCGGUCAUUUGGUCCCUGCAUAUCAGCCAGAGACAGCUUUCACAGUGUUCUCGAGGAUUAUUAACGGUGACGAUAUCAGCAUGGGCAAUCCGGCUGACCUGUCCACAUAUGGUUCUGUGGGAGACAGCAAUGCCACUUUCCAGAAUGCUGCCUCGCCUAUGGCCAGUCCAACGUGCUUCAGGCGCGCCGUAAACGAGACGUGUAACACAGACCAGAAGAAUAUGCUGGCAAACGAUGCAGGAGUACUCAUUAAUGGUGUUCUCUAUGAGCAGGAGUCGGAUUGGCAGUCGCCCGACCCGAGUCUGCUGACCAUUGCGGGAGUCCCUGGCACAGCGCCGACGAGUAUGAUCACAAGCGCGCCAACCCCGGUUUCCGCUACACACGUGGCGUCAUCAGGACCUUCGAGGACUCUUACUAAUGUCGGGACGAAGACAACGACAACAGGAAACAAAGACACUACUUCCCUUCCCACAGGAGUGUACACUGCGACGGGUGUUCCGCCCACCUCGAGUGCAGAGAGAAGUGGCGCCAGCGCGACAAGUGCGGCAUCGACGCACACGAAAAGUAAUGUAUUCGGUUCAUUUUCAUUUUUCAGAGAUACCCAGUCUGGCACAGCGGCGUUGGUCUAUGUUUCUGUGGUUGGUUUAUUGAGUCAUGGCUUUUUAACAUAAUAUAACUCCCUCAAUUGGAUGGUUCGUCGCUCGAUCGUCGGCCAGAGAGACCUCUCCAAAAGGAUGGAUUGUGCAUGUAUUACAGCAAAAGGAGGGCAGAUACGAUUUGACGUGUCUGUUAUAAUCAUAACGUAGCUGAAUGAUGCAUGGGUAAUGGA
Messenger RNA from Exophiala xenobiotica, 2834 nucleotides. RefSeq lists its product as uncharacterized. Gene Ontology annotation, molecular function: serine-type carboxypeptidase activity. The record is from RefSeq and is a predicted model, not a curated record. Gene Ontology annotation, biological process: proteolysis. Gene Ontology annotation, cellular component: fungal-type vacuole. Bases 403 to 2676 code for a protein of 757 amino acids. The transcript has a single exon. Lineage: Eukaryota; Fungi; Ascomycota; Eurotiomycetes; Chaetothyriales; Herpotrichiellaceae.